Molecule: messenger RNA, 2195 nt
Organism: Rubroshorea leprosula
Lineage: Eukaryota; Viridiplantae; Streptophyta; Magnoliopsida; Malvales; Dipterocarpaceae
Source: the annotation of a GenBank genome assembly
AUCAUCAACACCAACCUCUCCUUCUCACCUUCCUCCCCUCUCACGCCUCCGUUUCUUCUGCAAUUUUCAUCUCUCUCUCUCUCUCCCAGUCUGGCAUAUCAUUUGGGGGCUAGCUUGCUACUAUAUAUUGUUUUUAUUCCAUGUUUACACUCUCAAGGUCGGACCUUUUGAAUUGAAUUUGGUAUUUUCUCCUGCACUUUUUUAAGCUUUUAGCACAGGACAAUCAUGGGGGCCUGCUUCUCCACCAUCAAAGUCAGUGGCUCCAAUAGCAACAACCACUCCACCGUCCCUAGGAAUAGCCAUCGCAAGAAAUCGACGGCCAAGAAAAAGGAUUCGCAUAACGCAAAGAAUGAGACCAAGAAACAGAACAAUAAACAGCAGAAUCGACCCCAACAUCAACAGCAGCUAAAGGUAAUCCCAUGUGGGAAGCGAACGGAUUUUGGGUACGCCAAGGAUUUCGAUAUGCAUUACAGGAUCGGGAAAUUGUUGGGUCAUGGACAAUUUGGGUAUACGUAUGUCGCCGUCGAUAAGACGAACGGCGAUCGGGUUGCGGUUAAGAAAAUUGACAAGAAUAAGAUGGUUUUUCCCAUUGCUGUUGAGGAUGUGAAGCGAGAGGUCAAGAUAUUGCAAGCCCUUACAGGCCAUGAAAAUGUCGUUCAAUUUUAUAAUGCCUUUGAGGAUGAUUCCUAUGUAUAUAUAGUUAUGGAGUUAUGCGAGGGUGGAGAAUUGCUGGAUCGAAUACUGAACAAAAAGGACAGUCGUUAUACUGAGAAAGAUGCAGCAGUAGUUGUAAGACAGAUGCUCAAAGUUGCAGCAGAAUGUCAUCUACAUGGUAUGGUACACCGUGACAUGAAACCAGAGAAUUUCCUUUUCAAGUCAACCAGAGAAGACUCGCCUCUAAAAGCUACCGAUUUUGGUCUGUCAGAUUUUAUAAUACCCGGAAAGAAGUUUCAAGAUAUUGUUGGCAGUGCCUACUAUGUUGCUCCUGAAGUAUUGAAACGCAGAUCAGGGCCUGAAUCAGAUGUAUGGAGCAUAGGUGUCAUUACGUACAUUUUGCUUUGUGGGAGGCGGCCCUUCUGGGAUAAGACUGAGGAUGGUAUAUUUAAGGAGGUUCUAAGGAACAGACCAGAUUUUCGUCGCAAACCAUGGCCAACAAUCAGCAGUAGUGCUAAAGACUUUGUCAAGAAGCUAUUGGUGAAGGAUCCUCGAGCAAGACUAACAGCUGCUCAGGCCCUUUCACACCCAUGGGUUAGAGAAGGAGGAUGUGCAUCUGAAAUUCCAAUUGAUAUAUCUGUUCUGAAAAACUUGCGACAAUUCGUGAAGUACAGUCGUUUGAAGCAAUUUGCCCUGAGGGCACUGGCUAGCACACUUGAUGAGGAGGAACUGUCCGAUCUUAAGGAUCAGUUUGAUGCCAUUGAUGUAGAUAAAAAUGGUUCUAUAAGUCUUGAAGAGAUGAGACAGGCCCUUGCUAAAGAUAUUCCUUGGUCGCUAAAGGAUUCACGUGUCCUUGAGAUUCUUCAAGCAAUUGACAGCAACACAGAUGGGCUUGUGGAUUUCACUGAGUUUGUUGCAGCAGCCCUGCAUGUGCAUCAACUGGAGGAGCAUGACUCUGAAAAGUGGCAGCAGAGAUCACAAGCUGCUUUCGAGAAAUUUGACAUAGAUAAAGAUGGGUAUAUAACUGCAGAAGAACUUAGAAUGCACACAGGCCUAAAAGGUUCCAUUGAUCCUCUGCUGGAUGAGGCUGACAUUGAUAAAGAUGGAAAAAUAAGCCUUCCAGAAUUUCGCCGACUUCUACGAACUGCAAGCAUCAAUUCACGGAAUGUCACCGGCCCAGCUGUCUGUCAGAGAUCCCAAAAGUUAUAGAUCAGAACUGGAUUUGUAUAUUGAGAGAGAAUAUAGAACAAGAGAUGGAAAUCCAUUUUCCAGAUUUCACUUGCUUAGAGAAUCUCAAGCAGGUUUUGAUCUAACUCUUUCCAUCACCUUCCCUAGGACCCAUUUGGACUUUAGUGUUGAAUGAUUGCAUUCCACUUUGCUGGAUACACAGCUCAGGGUUCUUUGACAUUGAUCUGCACUUUGGUUAUAGAGAGGAAGAUGGUUAUAGGUGUAUGGCCAUAUUGUGUAUAUCCCUUUUUGUGGGGGGUUUCUUCGUUGUGCCUGUUUAAUUGAUCAUAAGUGACUAAAUAAUUUUAAAAAAA